CUUCUUGAAUCAGGCUUCCAUCUCUGUAUGAAAGUCUUGAUUUCAAAUUUCACACUCAAAUUAUUAAAUCAUCACCAUAGCCAAAACCACAUUUUGCACGAAAAUUUCUUAAAACAAUGAAAUCAAUGAAUUCCAGAAUUUCCCAUUCUCUAUCUUUGUCUCACAAAAACAGAGCAAUAAUCUCUUCUUGGUUUUCUUCCCAAACCCAAAUUCAUAAACAUUUCCCUCAGAAAACAUUUUUCAAACCAAACACCAAAGACAAUCUAGUAAACCAAUUACAUAAUUUAUGCAACCAGAAACGCUUAAAAGAAGCUAUUCAAAUCCUCAAUCAAAUCGAAAAACCCCCAGCUUCUCUCUACUCGACUCUUAUCCAGCUUUGUUGCCAAAACAGAGCUCUUAACGAGGGCAAAUCAGUUCACCAACAUAUAAAAAUUUCUGGGUUUUUACCCGGGUUAGUUAUUUGUAACCGUCUUUUGGAUAUGUACGCCAAGUGCGGGAGUUUAGUAGAUGCCCAGAAUGUUUUCGAUGAAAUGAGUGAAAAGGAUUUGUGUUCUUGGAACACUUUGAUAUCUGGGUAUGCUAAAAUGGGAAUGCUUAAAGAAGCAAACAAGUUGUUUGAUGAAAUGCCUGAAAGAGAUAAUUUCUCGUGGACCGCGAUGAUUUCGGGUUAUGUCCGAUUUGAUAGGCCUAAAGAAGCUUUGGAGCUUUACAGAAUGAAGGAAAUGAGCAUGGUUUCUAAGUUGGAUAAAUUUACUGUGUCUAGCGCGAUAGCUGCUUCUGCUGCUAUGGGGUGUUUAACUACAGGGAAGGAGAUUCAUGGUCGUAUAAUGCGAGCUGGGUUGGAUUUAGAUGAGGUUGUUUGGAGUGCUUUGAUGGAUAUGUAUGGGAAAUGUGGGAGUAUAGAGGAAGCAAGGCGGGUUUUUGAUAAGAUGGUGGAUAGAGAUAUUGUGUCUUGGACUGCAAUGAUUGAUAGGUAUUUUGAGGAUGGGAGGUGGGAAGAAGGGUUUGAAUUGUUUUCGAAGUUGAUGAAAUCGGGGAUAAGGCCUAAUGAGUUUACGUUUGCUGGGGUUUUGAACGCGUGUGCUGAUCAUGCUGUGGAGGAAAUAGGGAAGCAGGUUCAUGGAAGCAUGACAAGGCUUGGUUUUAAUCCUUUUUCUUUUGCUGCUAGUGCUCUUGUUCACAUGUACACCAAGUGUGGAAAUGUUGAGAAUGCCAAAAGGGUGUUUAAUGGGAUGCCCCUGCCUGAUUUAGUUUCAUGGACUUCUUUGAUCACUGGAUAUGCUCAGAAUGGUCAGCCUGAAGAGGCUUUGGAGUACUUCGAGUUGUUACUUAAAUCAGGAACCAAACCUGAUCACAUUACUUUUGUUGGGGUUCUUUCUGCUUGUACACAUGCUGGAUUGGUUGAUAAAGGGCUAGAAUAUUUCCACUCAAUAAAGGACAGACAUGGAUUAACCCAUACUGCUGAUCAUUAUGCUUGUAUAAUUGAUUUAUUGGGCCGCUCUGGCCGAUUUCAGGAAGCUGAGAAUAUCAUCGAUGAGAUGCCUAUGAAACCAGAUAAGUUUUUGUGGGCUUCCUUACUUGGUGGUUGUAGAAUUCAUGGAAACCUUGAAUUGGCAGAAAGAGCAGCUGAAGCAUUGUUUGAGAUAGAGCCUGAAAAUCCAGCGACCUAUGUUACUAUGGCCAACAUAUAUGCCACUGCUGGAAGGUGGGAUGAAGUAGCAAAAAUCAGAAAGAAAAUGGAUGACAAAGGAGUGGUAAAGCAACCAGGUUUGAGCUGGAUUGAGAUCAAGAGAGAGCUACACGUUUUCUUAGUGGGAGAUACUUCUCACCCAAAAUCUAAGGAAAUACAUGAGUUCUUAGGUAAACUUUCAAAGCGAAUGAGGGAAGAAGGAUAUGUCCCUAACACCAAUUUUGUGCUGCAUGAUGUGGAGGAGGAGCAGAAGGAGCAAAACCUUUCAUACCACAGUGAGAAGUUAGCAGUUGCAUUUGGAAUUAUUGCUACUCCUCCAGGAACACCAAUCAAGGUUUUCAAGAAUUUGAGAACAUGUGUAGAUUGCCAUAAUGCCAUUAAAUAUAUUUCAAAGAUUGUUGACAGAAAAAUAACUGUAAGGGAUUCAAAUCGGUUCCAUUGCUUUGAGGAUGGGAGCUGUUCUUGUAGAGACUAUUGGUGAUAUAGGCAAAACCUUCAUUAGACAAUUUUCACCAGGCCUAAAAUGCUGCAGCCUUUCAAUGCAAUUUUUGACUGUAGAAAGGCCAUUGCUUAUACAAUAAUAGAAAAUAAUAAGUUAUGGCAUAUUGAAACUGAUAAGAUAUUCCAGCAUCAGGAACACAGUGUAUCUUUACUAAGUACCUUGUUUGAUCUGUGGAUAUACCUUCUAAUGAUAAAUUUUGGUGGUAGUUUCAUAUUUUCCUGAGGGAACCCAAGUAAAAGUAUUCUUUCUGGUAUUCUGAACUGGUAGUAGGCAUUUGCUCCACUUGGCUAUCUUGUUGACAAACCUGUUAUUGGGUUGAUCAGUUGAAUCCUCUAAAUGUUCAAGUUAAAUCUGAAUGUUACUUCAUUAUUUUAUGGAGCUGAAAUUGUCCAUACCACCAAGUUUUACUGUGGCAGUGUAGCUUCUAUAAUUUUGCUUGAGUGAAAAAGAGAUAUUUGAAGAUGCCUUGUUCAGCUGCACCAGGAAACCUCCCCAUCAUUUUUGAAAAUGCCAUCAGUCCUUGAUGCAGUUGCAUACUUGCAUUAUUUCCAUAAUGUUUGGAAUCACUGACGGGAGUAAGUUAACGUAUUUCAUAGAUGGACAUGAAAUUAGUGGUCGCAUCAUGUGCCUGUAGAAAACCCCCAUAUAGCUCUCUAGCUGCAGCUGCAAAAUCAUCGUUCCUAACACCAGAUGCCGUUGCUACCUCACCACAGCAAAAUUCCUAUAAGGAGCAAGUUGAAGAUUUUGGUUGGCAAGCUCUGAUGCUUCACUUGGUAACUUUUAUAGGGAAUAUUGU
This is a messenger RNA of Theobroma umbraticum, 2988 nucleotides long. RefSeq names its product Pentatricopeptide repeat (PPR) superfamily protein. NCBI's taxonomy places the organism in Eukaryota, Viridiplantae, Streptophyta, Magnoliopsida, Malvales, Malvaceae. Gene Ontology annotation, molecular function: zinc ion binding; protein binding; RNA binding. Gene Ontology annotation, biological process: RNA modification. The record is from RefSeq and is a predicted model, not a curated record.